Molecule: messenger RNA, 1086 nt
Organism: Lolium rigidum
Lineage: Eukaryota; Viridiplantae; Streptophyta; Magnoliopsida; Poales; Poaceae
Product: receptor kinase-like protein Xa21
Exons: 2
Coding region: 1-1086 (361 amino acids)
Molecular function (GO): protein binding
Source: RefSeq, a predicted model, not a curated record
AUGCUCAGAAUGAAACGGUUUUACCUCCUUUUCACUCACCUCCUCGUUCUAGGAUUAUUUUCCUCUUCCUUUGUUGCCGAAGGUGCCAGCGGCAAUGAAACUGAUCUAUCUUCGCUCCUGUCUUUCAAGUCCUUCAUAACUGGUGAUCCAUUACAGGCUUUAUCAUCCUGGAAUAGUUCACUUCAUCAUUGUGAAUGGCAAGGAGUUACAUGUGGGCGCCGCCACCCUGAAAGAGUCACGGCUCUUGUUCUUGCUUCCCAGCAACUUUCAGGUCAUCUCUCUCUCUCUUUGGCAAAUCUUACCUUCCUACAAAAGUUGGAUCUCAGACAAAAUAGUCUUAUAGGAAGUAUACCAAAAGAUCUAGGGCGUCUGAGCAGGUUGAAGCUCCUCAACUUGAGUCUAAACUCCCUCCAUGGGACAAUCCCUUCAUCUCUUAGCAAUUGCUCUAAUCUAGAAUACCUCCAUUUAAAAGACAAUAGUCUCCAAGGAACUAUUCCUCCCAGCCUUAUGCAAUGUUGUAGACAUCUCAAGUUUCUCAGCCUUAAAGGCAACCUUCUGUCGGGAAGCAUACCCCAGAGCUUGGGCAACCUUACUAGCGUGAUUAUGAUUGACCUAAGUCAUAAUAGCCUUAGUAGCUCACUUCCAUGUUCCAUUGGUCAACUUCAGUUCCUCCAGUUCUUCUACAUCAUUAGCAACAACGUUACAGGCCAAAUACCACUUUCUGUUCAUAAUAUAUCUUCCUUGGUCAACUUAGAACUCGGCGAUAAUAAACUUGAAGGGAUUCUUCCUCCUGAAAUUUGUAACGGUUUGUGUAACUUGAAGAAGUUGUACCUAUGGGGAAACCAUUUCAAAGGGAAGAUACCAGUAUCCAUAUCCAAUUGUUCAUCCCUAGCUCAUAUUGAUCUUCAGUUCAAUAGUUUCACUGGCUCACUGCCCUCAAGUAUAGGAAGCUUAAAGAAUCUAUAUUGGCUUGCGGUUAAUUCUAAUCAGCUAGAGGCAAACAAGCCUAGGGAUUGGAGAUUCCUUGAUUCAAUGACCAAUUGCACCAAUCUACAAGAAGCAUUCCUAAGGGUAUUGCGGCGCUAA